AUGUCACCAGCCGAGGCGCAAAGUCAUCCAGUUUCUGGUGAAGCAAGCAUUGACCUAGUAAUCCUGCCUGAGGGCUAUGGCCAGACCAAGCAAGUCAACAUAGACCGGCUGGUUGGGCAGAUUCGUGCGGAUCUGGAGCAUGAGCUUAGCAUUCCCGACAAGUCGCUCUUCUUGAUGAACUUGUCAGGUGCUGCAGAGUUCAAGCAAGUGCUCCCUGACGAGAAAUCGCUUAGAGAUUUGGGCUUGAAGCCUGGAGACAGGGCGGGGAUUGAGCUCAGAAUCAACUACUACCAGGAACAAGCAGCCGAGGAGUACGUCAUGCCCGACUGCCUCGAGCUGAAAGUGGUGAACGAUCGCGGCGAGGAGCGGAUCAUUUCGGUCCACGUGCAGCGACCCGUCAUGGAGAAGCGCCAGCCUCAGUUUGAUGCUGGGAUCGCCAGGUUUCAUCACGCAGUGACCCAGACUGCACCAAUCCAGAAGAAGGAUGUGCACAUCAUCCGUUUCCAUCGCGAGGCACAAACCUACGAGUACCGAACCCGAUCUACGCAGUGCAAGCGCGAGGCUGGCACGCAGAUGGAGAAGGUGGGCUUGUACGUGGAUCAGCGGGAUGAUGUGGUCAUGAAGCCACGGCGGCCGUACUUCAGCAGCGCAGACAAGGCGGUGCGAGGAGAGUUCUGGGCGGACUUCAUGUCUGGAGCGGCGCUGGUUCUUGAAAAGCAACUCGGAUGUAUUUGGCAACUCUGGAUCACGAAGCCAAGCCUGGUGGCCCUGCUUUGGUAUGCUUUGGUCACUAAGGAGCGCGAAGAAUUGGAACAAAGAGAGGCAGAACGCCUGCAGCUGGAGGCAGAUCUGAGACACAAGCGUGAGGUGGAGAGGCGCAUGCAUCCUCUCACUCCGGAGGACUUCAAUGUGCUCUACAAAGAGUUGGAGGCCUGGCGGGUGAACGAGGCAGCUCGAAUCCAGAACUCCGGAUUUGACGAGGCCACUCGCCGUGCUGCGCAAUAUGAGCUGCUGCGGAAGGAGACCAAACUUUUACAGACCAUUGACAAGCUGAAGAUCAAGGCACACUCCCAAAAUCGGGACAGCAAGAUCAAAGGAAAGCUAGAGUCAAUGGCUCAACCGAAAGUUUGGCUACAGACGGAUGGUGAGACCACCACAGUGCAUACGCCUUUCACAACUCGUGCCAAGGACAACAUGGGAUGUUUCAAGCGACGUCUCACGUGGAUUUCGGAAAGAGUGGAGAGAGGAAUUGACAAUGCCGUGGUGCAAUCUUGGCACUUAUUUAUCUUAUUUGCCAUCCUUUGCCAUCCUUUGUAA
Cladocopium goreaui is the source of this 1317-nucleotide messenger RNA. NCBI's taxonomy places the organism in Eukaryota, Dinophyceae, Suessiales, Symbiodiniaceae. The record is from the annotation of a GenBank genome assembly.